Molecule: messenger RNA, 1873 nt
Organism: Scheffersomyces amazonensis
Lineage: Eukaryota; Fungi; Ascomycota; Pichiomycetes; Serinales; Debaryomycetaceae
Gene: ALO1
Product: D-arabinono-1,4-lactone oxidase
Exons: 1
Coding region: 183-1829 (548 amino acids)
Cellular component (GO): membrane; mitochondrion
Molecular function (GO): FAD binding; D-arabinono-1,4-lactone oxidase activity
Source: RefSeq, a predicted model, not a curated record
CUAUAAAAACUAAUUUAGCAAAUAUAGCAAAAAGAUUGCGACACAGCAGCGCCAUUUUGCUGAAAAAAAAUCGACCGACACAAAGCCAGCUUAUAAAUACAUCAUGACAAGUCAAUUUGAAAAAUCAAAGUUAAACGGGUUAGACAUCUUAACUAUUGAAAAAUUUCAAUUGACUAAGUAAUAUGUCGAUCCCUGAAUCUUUGAAGCCGUUUACGGCCACCAAAUUUUUUCAUCAAACUUGGGCAGGAACGUUUUAUUGUCAACCACAAGCAUAUUUUCAACCACGAAAUUUAGAAGAAAUUAAAGAAUUAAUUAAUCAAGCAAGACUUAAUGGUAAAACCAUUAUGACUGUUGGGUCAGGUCAUUCACCAAGUGAUUUGACUAUGACUAAAGAAUGGUUAUGUAAUUUAGAUUUAUUUAAUCGAGUAUUAAAUAAAGAAGAAUUCAAAGUUGAUGGAGAAGUUAAAUUUGUUGAUUUAACGGUUGAAGCUGGAAUUAGAAUAUUUGAAUUAAAUGAAUAUGUAAAACAUCAUAAAUUAGCUAUUCAAAAUUUAGGAUCAAUUAGUGAUCAAUCUAUUGCUGGAUUAAUUUCAACUGGUACUCAUGGUUCAACUCAAUAUCAUGGAUUAGUAUCUCAACAAAUUGUAAGUAUUGAAUUUUUAAAUUCUAAAGGUGAAUUAAUUAAAACUUCAUCAAUUGAAAAUUCAGAAUAUUUUAAAGCUAUUUUAUUAUCUUUAGGUAAAAUUGGUAUAAUUACAAAAGUUACUUUAAGAACUUGUCCUGCUUAUACAAUUAAAUCAAAACAAGAAAUUAUUAAAUUUGAUACUUUAUUAAAGAAUUGGAAUAAUAUUUGGCUUGAUUCUGAAUUUAUUAGAAUUUGGUGGUUUCCUUAUAGUGGCAAUUGUGUAUUAUGGAGAGCUUCUAAAUCUUUAGAUCCUUUAAGUGAUCCAAGAUCUUCAUGGUAUGGUACUAAAUUUGGUAGAUUUUUUUAUCAAUCAUUACUUUGGAUAUCUGUUCAUAUUUUACCAUCUUUAACUCCUUGGAUUGAAAAAUUUGUAUUUAAACAACAAUAUGGUGAUGUUGAAACUUUAGGUAAGGGAGAUAUUGCUGUACAAAAUUCUGUUGAAGGUUUAAAUAUGGAUUGUCUUUUCAGUCAAUUUGUUAAUGAAUGGUCAGCUCCAUUAAUUACUGGGAUUGAAGUUUUAAAUGAAUUAAAUGAUGUUAUUCAAGCCGCUGCAAAACAAAAUAGAUUUUAUGUUCAUGCUCCAAUUGAAGUUAGAUGUUCAAAUGUUACUUAUACCGAGAAACCAUUUAUUGAUGAUAAUACUGGUGAACCUUCAUUAUAUCCUUCAAAAUUAUGGUUAUCUAAACGUACUAAAACAAGUGCAGGACCAAUUCCUGGAAAUAAUUUACGUCCUUAUUUAGAUAAUUCACCCGAUAGACCUUAUGCAAAACAAGAAGAUAUUACCAAUGAACAAUUAACAUUAUUUAUUAAUGCAACAAUGUAUAGACCCUUUGGAACUAAUGUUGAAACUCAUGAAUGGUUUCAAAUAUUUGAAAAUAUUUUAACAAAAGCUGGUGGUAAACCUCAUUGGGCUAAGAAUUUUAUUGGAUUAGAUGGUGAACAAAAGACCCCACAAGAUCUUGAAACUCAAUUAAAUUAUGGUGGUAAGGAAUUUUAUACUAUGAUAGGGUUUAAACCAGUAAUGAAAGAUUGGUUUGGUGAACGUUUAAUUAAAUAUAAUGAGAUUAGAAAUAAGACUGAUCCUGAUGGAGUUUUCCUUAGUGGGAAGAAUUGGCUCGAUAGAAAUGGUAUAUUAUUAGAAUAAAUUAAGGUAAAGAUAAAGAUAAAGAUAAAGAUUUAUAUUAAAAU